AUGCAAAUGCAGGGCUGCGACUUGUCGGGAGUCGACUUGUCGAGGCUGGACUUGCAUCUUCUCGACUUCAGGGGCGCCAACCUGAGCAUGUGCAACUUGGAACGCGCCGAUCUGUCAAACUCGGACUUCGAGGGGGCGCAGCUGUACGGAGCGAAAAUGAUGUACGCAAACCUCGAAGGUGCUGACUGCCGGUCCUGCAAGAUGGGAGACCCAGACGGCCCAUUAGCGUGGAACGCCGAGCUCCUGACGGACGCCAUCAUGGACGGGAGCGUGCUGUACGGCGUCAACUUUCGCUACGCCAAGCUGUACCAACGCCAGCCUGCAGAACUGCGACCUCCGGCACGCUGUUCUCUGGCAACGCAGACGUGA
This is a messenger RNA of Rhipicephalus sanguineus (brown dog tick), 369 nucleotides long. Its product is annotated as BTB/POZ domain-containing protein KCTD9. Lineage: Eukaryota; Metazoa; Arthropoda; Arachnida; Ixodida; Ixodidae. The record is from RefSeq and is a predicted model, not a curated record. The transcript has 4 exons. The coding region runs from base 1 to 369 and encodes 122 amino acids.